CUGCCUCCUCCUCCCCUCCGGACAGUGCCAUCCCUGCCUCCUCCUCCUCCCCUCCAGACACCUCCUCCUCCUCCCCUCCGGACAGUGCCAUCCCUGCCUCCUCCUCCUCCU
Messenger RNA from Rana temporaria (common frog), 111 nucleotides. RefSeq lists its product as uncharacterized. The record is from RefSeq and is a predicted model, not a curated record. The transcript has 2 exons. The annotation marks the transcript as partial. Lineage: Eukaryota; Metazoa; Chordata; Amphibia; Anura; Ranidae.